CCAAAGCAGUCUCUCUCCAUCACACACUCCCAUGGGCUGCCACGCUGCCUCCUGGCUAUGCGCGCCGAUGCCCACAGCCACAACCACCACCGGGUCAUCCAAAUUCUACAAGUCAACUACCAUCUUCUGCUGCAUCAACAGUCCUGCAGAUUCAACGCAUCCCUCGCCGUCGGUAUCGACUGGCUCCUCCAGCCGCCGGUGGUACAAUCCCCUGAAGAAAAGGCCGUUGGAUCAGCCACCUGAGAUUGUGCGCCAUUGGAUCGAUUCCGAUCAUCCGUUCCCCUCGCAGGAAACAUUUACAGUUGUGUCAUAUAACAUAUUGGGGGAUAGAAAUGCUUUCAAGCACAGAGAUCUCUACUCCAAUGUUCCCUUCUCUUACAUGAAAUGGGACCACCGAAGGAGGGUUAUAUGCAAUGAAAUCAUUGGAUGGAACCCUGAUAUAGUCUGUCUGCAAGAGGUGGACAAGUAUUUUGAUCUUGUAAGCAUUAUGGAGAAAGAGGGAUAUGCUGGUUCUUAUAAGAGACGCACUGGAGACACUGUUGAUGGCUGUGCUAUGUUUUGGAAAGCUGAGAAGUUUCGGUUAUUAGAGGGAGAGUGCAUUGAAUUUAAGCAAUAUGGUCUUCGUGAUAAUGUUGCUCAACUUUCUCUUUUCGAGAUGUGUGAAGAUGAAUCAAGAAAGCUGUUGGUUGGUAACAUACAUGUGCUGUAUAACCCAAGCCGAGGGGAUGUUAAAUUAGGUCAAAUCCGUUUUUUAUCAUCAAGGGCACAUAUCCUCUCAGAGAAAUGGGGUAAUGUCCCUGUUGUUCUUGCUGGUGAUUUCAAUAGUACUCCUCAGAGUGCAAUGUACCAAUUCUUGUCAUCAUCUGAGCUAAAUAUCAUGUUAUAUGACAGAAGAGAGCUUUCUGGUCAGAGAAAUUGUCAUCCUGCUCAAGUUUUUGAUGUUGAAAGAGAAAUAUCAAGUUCCUUUAUUUUGAUGGACAGGUUUUUGAAAGGUUGUUGGACAGAUGAGGAGGUUAAAGUGGCAACUGGCAAUGCUGAUUGCCAUGUUGUUGUGCAUCCUUUGAAGCUUAAGAGCUCCUAUGCCACAGUGAAGAGUUCGACAAGAACAAGGGGCUUCAAUGGUGAACCUUUAGCUACCUCCUACCACUCAAAGUUCCUUGGAACUGUUGACUAUUUGUGGUACUCAGAUGGUGUUGUACCUACCAGAGUUCUGGAUACUCUUCCAGUUGAUAUUCUGCGGGGAUUGGGUGGCCUUCCAUGCAGGGAAGUGGGAAGUGAUCACUUGGCUCUGGUUUCUGAGUUUGCCUUCGCACAAGGCACAGAAGAAGGAAACAAUAUGACAUCUAUGGUGCUUCAGCAUAAGAAUUUUAAAAGGGGUAGUUAAACUCAUUAGGAAAAUCAUUGAAUGUAAGUCAUUCUGUAGGGAUAUGUUACAAAUAUAAUUCUUUUAGCUUUAUGCUUCAAAUAAGCUGACUUUGACAACUUCAUUGGUUCAGCUAAACUUUGGAUUAAAUUAAGAUACUGUUAUUGAAACAUCGCCAUCA
Molecule: messenger RNA, 1544 nt
Organism: Vitis riparia (riverbank grape)
Lineage: Eukaryota; Viridiplantae; Streptophyta; Magnoliopsida; Vitales; Vitaceae
Product: carbon catabolite repressor protein 4 homolog 3
Exons: 14
Coding region: 32-1384 (450 amino acids)
Molecular function (GO): 3'-5'-RNA exonuclease activity
Source: RefSeq, a predicted model, not a curated record